GAUACCAGGAAGUGAUUUUUGUUGAUCUGCUGUGUCAUUCUGAAUUUCUAUUUGAUUCUUAUUUCUCAUCACCCUAUUCAUAAAAAUAGAGUUCGCCAUACUUAUUUUACACACUUUCUACACGAUCCAACUCACAGCAUGACAUCCUACUUUGAUGAACACGAUUGCGAACCCCUCAAAGAAGGGGAACGUCCCAAUGAAUUACUUCAUUUAGCAAGAUUACUAUUGGACACUGGUUUGGCAUUUGAGGAUGAAUUUUCUGGCUUUUUCCGAGGCGAGAAACCACCUCCUCCAGCAUCGAAAAAAGUUGUUGAGUCUCUGCCAUCAAUCUUAAUCAGUCCAACACAAGCUGCCACUGGAGCCAGUUGUCCCAUUUGUCUUGGGAAAUAUGAUGAAGAGGAUUCUGUAAAACAGCUGCCAUGCAAACAUCGCUUCCACCCAACAUGCAUUAUGCCUUGGCUAGAGAGGACCAACAGUUGCCCAGUGUGUCGACACGAGUUACCAACAGAUGACAAAGAAUAUGAAGAGUUUAGAAAACACAAGGCAAGAAAAGAACAAAGAGAUUUUGAUCUUGAAAAUCUACAUGGAUCGAUGUAUGGGUGAAAUCUCAAGACUCAUUGGGAUGACCACACCCAUGUUAACAAUCAUAAGGAAAAACGGGCAUACCGGUGUAACAUUUUUUUGGUGUUUUUCUCUUAACCUUCAUUGUUGGGGAAUACUGAAAGACAGACUGUUCUUUACCCUAUUAAAGAGUCAUGGGCUCUCCAGCUGUGUAUGGAAACACUCAUACAUGGGAGCAACCAAAACAUUUUACACUGGUAGUAGACAUUGGAAUGUCAAUUUGAAGAGGAACUGCCAUGGACUACAAAUACAUCUAGUGGAUAAUGUGUUUAGAUACACAAUAGGACAUAUUGUCCUCCAAACAGAAAACAUUGAUUAUGCACACGGACCUACAGUGUAUCAGUUGGUUCUAAGUGAUUGACACAAGGAAGGCAUUACUGGAAUUCAGUGUAGUUUUAUGUCUUGCAAGAUUUCUAAACCAGCUCUCUGUAGCAUUGCUGUUGAACAAAAUAUUUAUGUGUCUGUACCAUAGUUGUUGAAUAAAUAUUUAUGUUUUA
Messenger RNA from Lineus longissimus, 1118 nucleotides. RefSeq names its product E3 ubiquitin-protein ligase RNF181-like. The record is from RefSeq and is a predicted model, not a curated record. The coding region runs from base 139 to 603 and encodes 154 amino acids. The transcript is spliced from 6 exons. Gene Ontology annotation, cellular component: cytoplasm. NCBI's taxonomy places the organism in Eukaryota, Metazoa, Nemertea, Pilidiophora, Heteronemertea, Lineidae. Gene Ontology annotation, biological process: protein ubiquitination. Gene Ontology annotation, molecular function: ubiquitin protein ligase activity.